AUGGAAUAUCCUCAGAAGAAAAGAUCAGACUCAACAAAUGCGUCAACGAAUCCAAGAAAAAUUCCACGAGUCACCUACUUAGAACGCCUUGAUUUCCAUCGAGAUUUGAUUUUAAAUGCCAUUAAACAGAUAAGAGUUGUCAAGGCUUCUAAAAAAGAUGAAAUCAAGGCUUACCUCUUAUCUUAUCACAAAAUUCCCCUUUCAGAUACUGAUAUCUGCAUCCGCAAACUCCACGAUAGAGGUGAUAUUGUGGCCUAUAUUAAUCGUAACUGCGUGAGUUACUUAGAACCCAAUGAGGUAAAGAAACAGGGUGUCAUACUUAACAGGCCAUUGAUCAGUGAAAAACUAGAAAACUCCAUUCGAGUUCUUAUUUCUAAAGCCAAAGGCAAUACCAAUAGUGGUUUUACUGAAGAGGAAAUAAAAGAAGUCCUAUAUGAAUUAGAAAACGAGGCAACUAUUCCUCCUGAGCUUACAGGAUUCAAACUAAGAAGGGCGUUAGCGGUGGAAUCGAAAUAUGGAGGUCUUGUAGAGCUCCCUAAUGGAUGCUAUACACUGAAAGAUGGAGGUGGUCAAAAUAGUUUGCCUUCUAAUUCAACAACCAAGAUUGGGGAGAGGAGAGAACCCUGUCCGGCGCGCUCUAAGGAUUCAAGUUCACCCAUAAAGAAACGCAAACUUUCUCCGAUUGCGAUGAAGUUGCCCGAAGCGCCACCAAAUACGUUGACCCUCACUAGAAUAAUGUCUGAUUUAGAAAUGGAGGAGAGUGAAUUCUGUGCCACUGAUUUAAAUGCCCACAGCAAAUUAAGCGAUAUGAAUACGCAUGAAAACAGUCACUUUUCAGAAAGUUCAACUUCCGAGGAAUUCGAAACUCAACCUUCACUGAUUACGAACUCAGAAGAACUUAUAGAAUACCUAAUGACUUCACUAACAGAGGAGGAAAUCAUGAGUGGGAUACCACAGUGGGAAAAAGAUCCCGAUUAA
Molecule: messenger RNA, 978 nt
Organism: Rodentolepis nana
Lineage: Eukaryota; Metazoa; Platyhelminthes; Cestoda; Cyclophyllidea; Hymenolepididae
Source: the annotation of a GenBank genome assembly